Messenger RNA from Soboliphyme baturini, 633 nucleotides. The record is from the annotation of a GenBank genome assembly. NCBI's taxonomy places the organism in Eukaryota, Metazoa, Nematoda, Enoplea, Dioctophymatida, Soboliphymatidae.
AUGGUAGAGUUCGAAAAGAGGUGGAGUACAUAUCAGCUAUUUCUGGCAGGACUGAUGGUCACCACGGGCACGUUGAAUACGCUGUCUGCAAAGUGGGCCGACAUGAUGGAAGCUAAUCAUGCUGAAUUCCGCCAUCCGUUUUUACAGGUACGUCAAGAGUUCAAGACGGCGCUCGAUUCUCAAACCUCACUCCCACGACAACCGUCUCUUUUAGGAGCCACCAUUAUCUUCACCGGGCUUCUUUCGGUCGCAUUUCUAGGUAGUGUCUUACGCUGGUUCAAAUGGACCGGCAUGUUUUUCGUGCUAUGCGGAUUGAUCUUGGUGGGUCUGGCAGACUUGAUCAAUGACACCCCCAAAGAUCCGAACGGCAUGCUAUCGGGUGAUCUCUUGGUGAUUCUUGCUCAGAUUGUUGUAGCUGUCCAAAUGGUAUACGAACAGAAGUUCUUAUGUAAAUACAACGUAUACCCCCUUUUGGCAGUUGGACUUGAAGGAGCUUUCGGCGUGAUUCUGAUGAUCAUUGUCUGUGUGGUAUUUUAUUUUGUGAAAGUACCGCGACUCUUCACAGUGGAUCCAGAAAUGCGUCUAGAAAAUGUUUUAUUUGCGUUGUACCAGAUUGAAGAGAACAAUUUAAUA